GCCAAUGUACACACCUUUUCGUGGUUUUAAUAGCUCUCUGACUAGCAGUAAUUUAUACGUGACUAGCGUUCUCUUAUAUGUUUUUGAAAUGAUCAGUCGUCGUAUGAACUAAGAAAGCGCUCAACAUAUGGUCUGUGGAUAACGUAUGACAAGUUGUGGCACAGGUCAGUUGACAAGGUUCUCUCCAUGAGUCACAGUCGGAACCCCCCGCCCAGGGGACAGGGGGCAGCGAGAGCCAAACAGAUGGGGCUGCUCCUGGAUCUGUCUCCGGAUGGAGGGAUGGAUGGAGGAGGAAAUGAAAAAGAGCUGGAGGCGGAGCUACUGGCUCUGAUGGGCGGGUCCCAGGGGACGAAAGGGGGAGGAAAAGCUCCAGUUCCCAUGGCUGACAUUGAGCGUAUGGCGGCUCUGUGUAUGAAGGACCUUGAUGAUGAUGAUGAUGAUGAUGAUGAUCUGGAGGAUGAUGAUGAUCUCCUGGCUGAGCUGAAUGAGGUGUUGGAGGACGACGAUGAUGAAGAGGUUCAGAAACCUGCCACCCCUCCCAGCUCUAACUCCACCCCCCGCUCCACCCCCGGCACUCCUAGUGGUACAACCGGGCUGGAGGCCUGCCUGGCUGAACGCAUGGACAUGUACCAGACAGCCAUCUCCAACGCCAAUGCAGAGGGGGAGACCAGCAAGGCUCGCAGAUACGACCGCGGAUUGAAGACGUUGCAGUCCAUGAUGACGUCAGCCAAGAAAGGAAAACCGAUCAAUGAAGAGGAAAUGCCGCCUCCUGUCUCCACAGGUGGAAAGCCUGCCCCAGCCCCCGUGCAGCAGCCUGAACCAAUCAAAGAGCGGGGGCCGCUUACCCCAGUGCUGACGCCCUCCCCGUUCACCAAUCAGAAGCCUCUGAGGGAGGCUCCGCCUGUUGCCCCGCCUCCUAAGCCCCGCCUCCUGGUCCCCCCUCAGAAACACACUGCCGUUACCCCGGAUACGCCCGCAAUCUCCCCCCUCACCCCCAUUCAACCAGACGCACGGCACUCAGAGUUGAAGCAGUGUGUUCUAAACAGACAGAGGGAGUAUAAGCUGGCAGCCCUCCACGCCAAGCAGGGAGGAGAGUCAGAGCUGGCCAGACAACACUACCACAUCGCCAAGAAACUAGACCCAGUAAUAGAGGCGUUGGACAGAGGGGAACCAGUGGACCUCAGCUCUCUACCUCCCCCUCCAGGAGAUGCAGUGGUAGAGCGUUCAGCUCCUCCUCCUCCACAGUCUUCCUCCAGACCCUCCCCUGCUGCUCCCCCUGCAGCUCCCCCGGUGGCCGACUCCGCCCUCCCAGCCCCAGGCAGUGUAGGGGAAGCGUUACAACAGAGGAUGGACAGAUACAAAGCUGCAGCAGAGGGGGCCAGGAGCAAAGGAGACGACCGCAAGGCACGCAUGCACCAGCGCAUCGUCAAGCAAUACCAGGAUGCCAUCAGGUCUCAUAAGGCUGGACGACCAGUCAACCUGGCUGAUCUUCCUGUACCACCAGGCUGUCCUCCGCUGCAGGGCACAGAGAGCAGCCAGCAGAACUUCAUGGGCGUCCUGGAGACGGCCAUGAAACUAGCCAAUCAGGACGCAGACGCAGAGGACGAGGACGGAACAGGGGAAUUAGCCAAGCCUGCAGUGGGAGCUCCAGUCCAGAAAGGCAAAGCCCCGGCCCCUCCCACACCAGGUUCUGGAGGCAACACAACACAGGGUUCCAGACUGGGGCUUAAAGCCCAGCAGCAGUUGGACUUCCUGUUGCUGCGGCGGCAGGCGUUCGUCCGGGCGGCGCUGCGUUCUAAACAGAUGAAGGACAUGCAGGGAGCGGCGGUCCAUCUCCGACACGCUAAAGGACUGGACCAGAUGAUCAGCGCCACCAAGGGAGGCCUGCCUGUAGACAUCACCAAGGUCCCCAGUGCUCCAGUCAGUGAGGAGGACUACUCUCUGGCUCGGUCUCGUUCCUCUCCUCGCUCCUCAGAGCAAUACAGCAGCCUCAUGGAGCUCCUCCGACAGCAGCACCAGAAAUGUCUGGGUUACUCCCAGCAGUUCACUCACAUGGGAAGCGUGGCCGAGACCUCCAGGUUUGAGAAGCUGGCAGAGGAGUGUAUGCAGAACAUUGAGGUGUUGAAGACGGCCCACGCCAAGGGCCAACCUGUCCCCAAAUACCACACUGAGGAGAGGACCUUCAACACUGUCAAAAUGUAUCCUGACCUGACAGCCAAUGAGAUGACGCUGUACAUCGUGAAGGGCAUCAAUCUACCUGCUCCCUCAGGAGUCUCUGCCAGUGAUCUGGACACCAGUGUGCGCUUUGAGUUUCCUUUUCCUAGUGCGGAAGAGGCCCAGAGGGACAAGACCAGUACAGUGAAGAACAGCAACAGUCCAGAGUUUAAAGAGCAGUUUAACCUGAACAUCAACCGUCAACACAGAGGCUUCAAGAGGGUCGUCCAGGCCAAAGGCAUCAAGUUUGACAUCAUCCACAAGGGGGGUCUGUUCAAGGGGGACAAAGUGUUAGGGAACGCUCAGCUGAAGCUGGACUCACUGGAGAACCAAUGUGACAUCAGACAGAUUAUAGAGGUGUUGGAUGGUCGUAAGGCUACGGGGGGUAAGCUGGAGGUGAGGGUAAAGAUUCGGGAGCCGCUGGGAGGAGCACAGCUUCAGAUCACCACAGAGAAAUGGCUGGUCCUAGACCCUGUACCAAUCACCACCCCCGACAGAGAGAGACAACAACAGGCCCCCUCUCCUCGCUCCAAACCAAAGAGUGACAAUGGGAGGAACAAGCAGUCUAACCAGUCCAGCCACUCUCCUCCCCAGUAUAAACUCCACAGUUUCAGUCUGCUGCACUACGACAAGGAGAGACUGGAGAGACAGAUUGGUGAUUACAGGAAGAGUAGGCGGGAUCCUCCGUCUGACCUGGUACAGCAACACAAGGAGGUCACACACAGGCUACAGUGGCAGAAAGCCCAGUUAGAGAGAGGCUCCCCUACUCUACUGUCAGAGUAUGAGAAUAUUUUGCAGCGUUUCGCCCAGGGACUUGCUGAGUCAGUGAAGAAGUUUUCCAGCCAAGGCAACAGGGAUGCUGCUAAGGACGCUCUAGGACGGCUGAAGAUGGUGGAGACUGAGUUGGAAUCUCUCAAGAGGAAACGCCUGGUCUGAGAAGAAGAGGACAGAGGGACUGGAGAGUUGGCUGGACUACUGUUAUGUUACUCACACACACACAGCCAAUCACCUUCAACAUCUUCCUGCCACUCCUCUGCUCCUCUCUGCCUCCUCCACUAAUGCUCUCCCUUUUACUCUGUUCUUCACUUUGUAUUGUCAUUCAUUCAAUCAGUUAGGAAGAAGAACCAGUUUGAAUAAUAACAGGCCUGCCUCCCAAAUGGCACCCUAUUCCCUAUAUAGUGCACUACUUCAGACCAGGACCCAUGGGGACUAAUAUAGGGAAUAGGGCACCAUUGAGAUACACGGCAGAAUGGGAACUGUGAGAUUGAUAGUGACAUGAAGACAGAAUGCAGGGCAGGACAGAGAAAGGCUUAUUUGCACUUGAAAACAAAAACACUACCGAUUAUUAAAACCCUGCCGCCUUCACUAUAUUCUUUAAAGUCCUUCAAUGGCUCUCUGUCUUUCCCUCUGUUCAGAGAGUGGUGUGUGUAACUCCUGGUCUCCACAUUGCGUGCGUGCGUGCGUGCGUGCGUGCGAUGUUAAUGACCUUAAUCUAAUCUGUCUGCUCCACUAUUCCCAGAUUACUGUAAUCUGACCUGUUUGGUGCCGUGUGAUAUGGGAACUACACGGAAACGGGAACUAUAUUCUAUAAUGAGGGAUUAGCUAACACUAGUGUUGCCAUGGAGACGCCUCAUUCAGGGAAGUGAGGAGAGGAGGUACCCCAGGGGUUAAAUUGAAGAGGACAGGGUUAGAAUUUGUGUAGAACAGACCUAUAGCUGUAAAACCCACUGGAUUGUCUUUGAAUUGGGAUAUAGUUUCUCUAUUCAUUGUAAUUCUAUGGUACGGAGUUUGGGAGCCCGUUUAAAAGGACCCUUCUUAUGGGACGAUAUUUAGCCUAUUGUGAUGUCAACAAUUAGGCUUGCGUCAUGUCACUAUGACGUCAUCUAUAGACCCAGACACCCUGAGGUCUCCUCCUGUACCCCUCUAUAGACCCAGACACCCUGAGGUCUCCUCCUGUACCCCUCUAUAGACCCAGACACCCUGAGGUCUCCUCCUGUACCCCUAUCAGUCUCUCUCUCUUGCUCUCUCUCUCUCUCUCUAUACACUACAACAGUAGUUUAGUAGCCUACUGUAGUGGGAUCUGUCUCCGUAUCCACAGCAUCUGACUUGGAGUGCUGAUCCAGGAUCAGGUCCCAACCUGUCCAUAUAAUCUGAUUCAUUAUGAUCUAAAAGGCAGUGCUGAUCCAGGAUCAGGUCCCAACCUGUCCAUAU
Messenger RNA from Salvelinus namaycush (lake trout), 4425 nucleotides. It is a transcript of the gene cc2d1a, whose product is annotated as coiled-coil and C2 domain containing 1A. Bases 187 to 3150 code for a protein of 987 amino acids. The transcript is spliced from 27 exons. Gene Ontology annotation, biological process: regulation of transcription by RNA polymerase II. The record is from RefSeq and is a predicted model, not a curated record. Gene Ontology annotation, cellular component: nucleus. Gene Ontology annotation, molecular function: DNA-binding transcription repressor activity, RNA polymerase II-specific; RNA polymerase II cis-regulatory region sequence-specific DNA binding. NCBI's taxonomy places the organism in Eukaryota, Metazoa, Chordata, Actinopteri, Salmoniformes, Salmonidae.